AUAUGGAUAAAUUUUCUUCAAUUUUGUGAUCUCGAGUCGUCUAAAUGUCGGGAUAAAAAGUAAAACAAAUUUUUAUCGUAACACAAACAAUUUUACCACGAAAAAGAUAAAGGUUUCAAGUGAAGUUAUUAUCCAAUAUUAUUAGUGGUUUGUGCAUCAAGUUUCGGUGUAGCUUUGCUAUUUUUUCGAGAUGUUUUAUUACCACGGAGACUUUGAGUCGCAAUAAUUGUAAAUAUUUGCCAAUUCUGCUAUUUACUGCGUGUGAAAUUAUAGCCGAAGCAGUGUGAGGUGUGUAGGCCAGGAUGACGAUGAUAGAUGGUGUUGGUGACGAAGUCGUGCAAUUUGUAGCUGUGGUACUGGUCGUCAUAGUGGCAGCCCUGGCCUGGUGGUCUACCAAUGCUCGGCCAGAUCGAUACCGAACUGUGCUUGUUAUGCGCUCCAGAACACUUCACCCGGUUACUGUUAGUAUUCGGACUAGAUCAAAUUUAAUGAUAACAGCAGCGCCGACGUCUACAUCUAUAGCAUCCACAUCGGAUAACGCAAAUCCGAGUACCACGGAAGCGACGGACGAGAACAACGCACGUGUUAUUCCUCUCCAGGAGAUGGACAGCAUAGUGGACGCUGACAUGGCCAUGUUGGACAACAACAGACUACAUUUCUACAGGAGAGUCGAUUCUGGAAACACCACACAGAGUGCAUCAGAAUCGACGAGUGACGAGAGCGAAGUACACGAGGAGGUGGAGCCUGCGAGCAACGCUCAGAUCAGGGAGAUGGACAGCAUCGUCAGCGCUAUGGAGGCUGACGUCACCGCCGGCUGUGACUUCUUCACGCGGGCUAGUGAAUCAAAUCCCUCAACAGUAAUCCCUACAACAGUGAAAAAAGAAAACAAAGAGAAUACGCCAUCUACAGCCAAUUUGGAGAAACCAUCAGAAUCAGUGGCGGAUAACGCACAGACGACAGAUGGCGCCGGUGACGACACGAGUAAUCAAGGAACAGAGAGAGAAAGAAUAUUGAUCAAGUUGAAAUAUUUAAACGAUACCUUGAAAGAGGUGGACGGAAGCCUCGAUGAGUUAUUGAAGGAUUUUAAGUGGCGACAUUUCUCGACGGAGCUGACGGCGGAAUGUCGCGUGCGUUUAAUCUUCAACGGGCGCGUACUGCUGGACGACGCGGCCACGCUGCGCGCCUGCGGGCUGCACGACCGCGCCGUCGUGCACUGUCUCGUACAUCCCAAACGGACUGUUAAUCAGCCACGUGGUAUGUCAGAGGACAAUCCAGCGAACGCAACGCACGAGCUAAUCACCGACAGGCCGCAGCCCGAGCGCGCCUGGGACCUCGAGAACAUUCUCAUGACACUCGUCUCUGUUGCACUUACCGUCGUCUGGUUCUUCAGAUGCGAAUAUUCAAACCUAUUCACGGCGAGUGCAAGCUUGGCGUUGUUCGGUCUGACAGUAUUCUACAGUGUCGCCAUCUUCGGGCUGUACCUGUCCGACACAUUCCACUUCGACCGCCGGCCCGCGCAGCCCGUGCCGGACAACUAGAGUACUACAGUACUCGCGACACAAGCCCCACUUGUCUAAAAUAACAUUUGUAAAAUAUGGAAGAAAUACAUUACCGUGGAGUAACGUGUGAGUAGCUAACAUCCCACACAUAGGAGAAAAUCCUAGUGUUGGGCAACGUUUUAUUAAAAAAAGAAACCUAGCAAUAAAAAGUGCUUUCACCCAAUUGGUGGCCACGACGCCACGACACGGUAAUGUAUAUCUACCUUCGUACAUAUGCCGCCUUUUCUACUAUGUUCGUACGUUCGUAUUUACGCGUUUGGAUCCAAGCGUACGUGAGUAGCAUCGCGGCCACAUUGUCCACGGACAAUAAAAAACUAUUUUCUCGCAGUCUAUUUAUUUUAAAUAUAAGAUGACGUCAUUAGUGUAAGUUGGAGGAUUAAAGAGCAUUUGAAUCGGUCUACUCGUUACGUGUUUAAAUUCACGAUAAGCAUUUAUCGUAGAAAUAGAAACGAAGGUCUUCCUUUGUAUGAAACAUUUUGUACUGUAGUGGGAUACAGUUUGUAAGACGCGCGCCACUAUGCUACUCGCUACAGCUGUGGUAGAGCUCUAUACAUAUAUGCAGGUCAUAUCGCUGUAUAAAUAUUAUCAUUUGAAAUUAAUCAAUACCAAGCGCUUAUAAUUUUAGUUGAAUAUUAUAAUUGGCUUAGCAAAACAGUCAUGUAUAUAAAAACGUUGAAUAAACAUAGUGUAAUGAAUAAAUAACUAGAAAAAAAUAUAUUAUUUGUGAAUGUACACAAAAUCGUUUGCAAUAUUAACUAUAUUAUUAUUAUAUAAAAGUUUAAAUGUGAAAGAAUACCAAAAGAAUUCAAGGAAACUAAUUUGUAUGUUUAUCUCGUAGAAGGAGUAUGUUAUCAAAAAUUGUUUUUAUUUUUCAUUGUAAAUACAACAGAAGGUAAGUAUGUUUGUGAAAUACGGAAUCUGAUACUUAAUUCAUCUUCAUACAUUGCACAAAACGAUACUAAAUAAAUCGAGACCUAGGCUUUCCAAGUUAUUGAUUGAUUGGACCGUCCAAACUUGGAAUCUUGAACUGAACAAGCAAUAUUACUCAGGUAAUCUUGCAUUCCAAACGAAAUCUCUUAUUUUAAAAAGCUGUGAUUCCAAAUAUUGGCGUUUUUUUUUUUUAUUUUAGUGCACUUGUCAAUAUUUUUAUUUUUUUCAGUCAAAAGCAUCUUGUGUUAAAAUAACAUGGUGUUGCUGGUCUCAAAAAUUGUAAAUAACGAUAAUAGGUUUAAAACAUUGUUUUAUAUUUAUUUAGAAGUAAGUUCGGAUCUUUUUGUUUUAUUAUUAUUACUCUCAUCAACUACACAUCAAAUUAAUAUUUUUCUAACUUUAUAUUUCCUUUCAUUCUAUCAAAACAUUUAGUAAUCAUUAUCAAGCUUAUAAAUUCUAGUUAAUAUAUUAUUAUAUUUGGGUACCUAAUCGUUUUCUACGCUAAUAAACGUUUUAUUGUUAUUUACUUUUAAGGACAUAGAUAUAUUAAAAGUAAAUUUUAAUUGAAAUCUA
Molecule: messenger RNA, 3062 nt
Organism: Spodoptera frugiperda (fall armyworm)
Lineage: Eukaryota; Metazoa; Arthropoda; Insecta; Lepidoptera; Noctuidae
Product: transmembrane and ubiquitin-like domain-containing protein 1
Exons: 9
Coding region: 303-1538 (411 amino acids)
Molecular function (GO): protein binding
Source: RefSeq, a predicted model, not a curated record